This is a messenger RNA of Microstroma glucosiphilum, 1938 nucleotides long. RefSeq lists its product as hypothetical. The coding region runs from base 128 to 1798 and encodes 556 amino acids. Gene Ontology annotation, cellular component: membrane. The transcript has 5 exons. The record is from RefSeq and is a predicted model, not a curated record. NCBI's taxonomy places the organism in Eukaryota, Fungi, Basidiomycota, Exobasidiomycetes, Microstromatales, Microstromataceae.
GACUCAGCUACUCGACCCACCAUCCACCCUUUCCUGACGACGACGACGUUGACGACAACCACAGCUAGAGACUAAGCUAGUCUCACAAACAUCGUCUUGGGGAGACGAGAGCAGAGCAGCUUCCAUCAUGACCGCGGCUGCCCUGGUUCUCCUGCCACUGAUACGCCUCGGCCUCUUCUUUGGCUGCCGCCUCACUCUGCUGCCAUGGCUCUUCGGAGAGGCAAAGCAUGCCGCCCUCGACAGUCCUUCUGCCGCAGGAGAUAUGCCUCUCACGGCUCUCCCAACGCCGGUGACAACAACGUCACAGAGCUCUGCAAAGAGCAGAUAUGCCACAACCUCAGCAGCUCCGGCCUUACUCUCACUCUCCCCUUCAGCGUUUGCAGCCCUUCUGCUCUCACUCAGCUUCGAGGAGGGCGCCAUCCUAUUCAUCCUCGUCUUGCUCCAAGCAAUGAGCUUUGAAGUAUCGGCUCUAGUCACGAAUUGGAGAUGGAGCCUCUUUGGCGUCGUAGCUCUGGCAGUAUGCUUCAUCCCCCUAGGCCUCAGUAUACUCCUCACCUACACAUUGCUACCACAUAGUGGGGCCUCGGCGCUUCCGCGGAGACUAGCAAUCUCUCUGCUCCCCUUUUGCCUGUGGCUCCUGCUAUUCCUCAAGGUACCUCUGCCUGUUGCCUCGGUAUCAUCCUCGUCAUCGUUCCUAGACUCAACGCUUGCACGCACAGCAGUCGUCGGCGUGACCCUGAUAGCACUAUUGUCAGGGUCGGGCGCAAUGGGCGCUGCCAUGGACUCGUACGAGGCUCUCACCAUCUCCGGGGGAGGGUACAGGCGGAGAGAGCCCAGUGCACAAGACGUCAGAAGUGCAGAAGGGUCUUUCAACAAGGCGUGUGAAGAUCUCGCAAAGACCAAGAGAGAUAUUGAUAGGUUACAAGCAGCGCCAGAUGCACAGCCAGAGGGAGGCUUUCUAGCAGGGCUUGGGAGGACUUUUAGGGGAAGCCCGAAAGAUCGAGAACUCAAGGCUCUCAACCUCGAGCUGUCAUCACUGUCCAUGCUGGCCUCAUCGAUGCGAGACGAGCUAGAUCGGCUGAAAGCCAGACGUCGGGAGGCCGAUUAUCGCACAACGAUCUCGGGACGGAUAUGGCUUCUCAUCGGUCACGGCUUCGCUGCCUAUUGUGUCAUGCGUCUGGUCAUGACUAUCUUCUCCCUCCUCAUUCUCAGCUACUCCUCGUCUUCCUCGUCUUCAUCGUCACCCGACAUUGUGUCCAGGCUACUAGCAGAGCUCCUCCGCCUCUUCCGCGUCGACAUCGACGUUGCCGCCUGGUCGAAGCAGAUCAGUCUUCUCCUCGUGGGGGUCCUCAUCGUCGCCAGACUGAGAGCUGUAUUGAACUAUCUAGCACAGUUCUUCCGAGCAGCCGCAGCAGGCAUUUCCACCUCCUUCCUCAUCAUGUUCUUGUCAGAAAUCAUGUCCAUCUAUCUUCUCGCCACUCUCAUCCAACUCAGGACUUCACUUCCGCCCAAUUUUGGAACUGGAGUAGGAGAUGGGGCUGUAGGGGCAGGGGCAGGGACGGGUGCGGGUGCGGGUGCGGUUGAUGUUGGUAAGGGCGAAUCGUCAUUAGGAGUGGGCAGCGGGUCGGGCGAAGCUUCUCAAUUGCUCCUCAGCAGUCUGCCAGACUUCAAUCCAGCAUUUGGCGCCCUAUUUGGUGAGUACUCCCAGCCUCUUCAUGCCGCGCCACGCCACGCCACGCCACGCCGCGCCGCGCCGUGUGGGCUCGAUCUAUCCACCUCUCAAGGCUAUUGCAUCUGACUACACUUUGUCCUUUGACCCCUCCACAGAUACCACUUUUCUUUUGUCUGCUCUGAUCACACUGUUUGGAAGAUGGUUUAUGGGCACGCAAGAGAGCGUACUCUUUGGCGCUGGCGCCCUGGGAGGAGGAGGAGGAGGAG